Molecule: messenger RNA, 1722 nt
Organism: Melampsora larici-populina 98AG31
Lineage: Eukaryota; Fungi; Basidiomycota; Pucciniomycetes; Pucciniales; Melampsoraceae
Exons: 4
Coding region: 136-1170 (344 amino acids)
Biological process (GO): phospholipid biosynthetic process
Cellular component (GO): membrane
Molecular function (GO): phosphotransferase activity, for other substituted phosphate groups
Source: RefSeq, a predicted model, not a curated record
CUAAAACUCGGUCUUUCUUCACUUGGAUCAACUAAAGAAAUUCUAUUUUCUCAAAGAUCCACAAAUUCGAUCGCAAUUCGAUUCGAUUCCUACAUACUCAAAACACCCUUUACCGGUUUCAUAAUCAAAUUCAAAAUGCCGGGUACUCAUCCUGAAAUGACAAUACCUGCAUCAGCACCAGGAGAAAGUUCAGCUCUUUCGGCCAAAACAGAUCCCAUUGAAAGUUUAAACAACACAGUUAAUCCGAUCAUCAUGACCAAUGCAAGACGUGAAAGUAUCACCAUGAAAGGUGGUAUUCAACCUAUCAGUCGAAACGAAUCAAGCAGUUCUUUUACAUCUGAUGAUAAACUUGGUCUUUCAAAACCUUUACGUCAACCAAACUUGAACAAUACAAAAGAAGAUGCCGAUUCACUUGCUCUUAAAGAAUUCGUUAAUGAUGAUCGACAUUUCAGCUUGGUUAGAAACUUUCGAUUAGCAGAUGUGAUCACCAUCAUGAAUGGCGUUUGCGGUUCACUUUCGAUCUUCUCAUCAUGUCAAUUCAUCCUAAGCCUUGAACUUCAAUACCUACAUCGAGCCUGUCUCUUUCCGAUCCUUUCACUUGGAUUUGAUUUCUUAGAUGGAAAAGUAGCUAGGUUUAGACAAGAAUCAUCUGUACUUGGUCAAGAACUCGAUUCACUUGCCGAUCUAAUUUCCUUUGGAGUGGCUCCUAGUCUUGUUGGAUAUUGUAUUGGACUUCGACAUCCUAUUGAUAUCGGUAUCUUGACUUUCUUCAUCUGUGCUGGACUCACUCGAUUAGCACGAUUUAAUUCAACAGCAGCCUUUAAGCCCGAAAAUGGUCAAACACCUAAACCAUCUGGUUUUGAAGGACUUCCUAUACCUACCAGUUUAGGCUUGAUAGCUGGCAUGUAUCAAUGUAUACGACUUGAUCAAAUCUCUUUACCUAGAGAUCCACAAGUCCUUCAACAUCUAUUGAAAUUGGAAUCUCUUGGGAUCGAUAAACUACAACUUGAAAGAUUACGAUUGAUUAAUGAAAAGGGAAAUCAGUUGUAUGGUGGGAUUGUGGAAUUCCUUGAUUCUAGAUAUGGUUUAAAGGUUCAUUGGUUAAGUAUCAUCUUUGGGACUUGGGCUUUAUUUAUGCUAUCUAAAACUUUGAAAGUGCCUAAGUUGUGAAAGCAUGAUCAUCAGUUGUUUUUUUUGUUUUUUUUUGUUUUGUGACUGUAUGAUGUGUUGAGGGAAGACAAGAGCAAGAACAAUAGGUAGGAUGUAGGUCAACUAGAUGGUCAAGAAGAAGACCGGUUGAGUAAGCGUACUUGAACAUUGUCAAAAUUGAUGAUCUUAUUCUUGGUCAUCUAAUCCAUUUUACUUUUAUCAUUGCGAGUUUUCUCAGUAUCACUAUCACUCUUGUUUGUAUGACAAUCUGUUAUAUACAAUUUUAUUUAUGAAAACAGAUUAUGAAGGCUAGCUUUUGUUGGUUUGUUAACGAUGUGGUGGUGGUUGUUUCCGUCACUUUGGGUCUUGAUUUGAUUUGAAUUCAAUUUUUUCCGGGGGGGGGGUUUAGAUUGAUUCAUAUCUGCGAGAUUUGAUUUAGGUUCUUGUUAUUCAAACAAUUAUUUAUAUUUCUUGGCUUGGCUUGAUGAUUGUUUUGAUUUGUUUUAAGAAUGAGUUUUGAUAGCAGAUUUAUAGUAGGAUUCAUUUACAAUGAACUUUGAGUUUUGCCUUGAG